Molecule: messenger RNA, 1070 nt
Organism: Aspergillus aculeatinus CBS 121060
Lineage: Eukaryota; Fungi; Ascomycota; Eurotiomycetes; Eurotiales; Aspergillaceae
Exons: 1
Coding region: 110-1027 (305 amino acids)
Source: RefSeq, a predicted model, not a curated record
GGAAGGUAGAAAACACUGCGCCUGGCUGCUCCAGCGCCAACGGGACGCAGCGGGUAAUAAAUUUCAGUUCAAAACGAUCAUCGCCGGGCCAGUACUGCCGCCCUCGAGCAUGCGUCCACCUCACAGCUCCAUCGUCAAGCUACCCCGCCACAGACCCGUGACUACCGCCGACUCGGCUACUCCAAAGCGGCUGGACAAAGCGGAAACGGACCGCUGGACGGUAUGCCUGGACGACAUGGUGCUGCAGUACAAGAAGCCCGACACCUACGAGAUAAUGCCUUUCGCACAGCUGAGCCCGCGUCUCACCUGCACAGAGUCUUCGGAGUCGGACAAGCUUGUCAAUCGCCAGAGCUCUUCCUCUACAACGACCACCACGACUGCUCUGACUGGCAUUCCCCGCUCGAUAAAGCGACCUCGUCCCCAAGCCAGCACACUCCCUGCCACAUCUAAAGAGACUACAGCGGUCAGUAGCCCUACCGACUUCCUCAGUCCUCCUAGAGCGUCGAGUUCCUCCACCAAGCAGACCACUCCGGCGCCUGACAUCAAACCGACCGCCAAAGGCAGAGGGAAAAUCAAGCAUGCCUAUGCGGAAGACUUGCAGGACCCGGCUAGUACACCUAGCAUCAACAGCACCCCUGAUAUACUUGGAGCAGAGGAAGUCGUGCACAAUGAUCGCAAGCGCCGCCGGACCACUGCACAUGGGCAGCUCGUGUACAAGCUCUGUGACUCUUUCAUGCAGACCAGAAAGCAUUUUGACAUAUACCUUGCAUCUUCCAUGGAGGCGGAGAAACGUCAUGAGGAGUAUCUGAGGGCGCUCGAACAGAGACAGAAAGAUCAUGACGCCUAUAUGGAGGCAACCAUCGAGACAUUCACCCAGAUCCAGACUUGUGUCGCGUAUUUGCAGAAGGAAUUAGGCGGCGGUGAACCUGAUGUUGGUGGAGAGCAGUCUCCUGCCCAACCGAACGGCAUGGAAGAUGUGGUGUACGAGACAGAUGCAGAGGAGAAACAAGAAGAGGAAGAGGAUUGAGGUGAUUCUGGGGCGGGUUUGGGGGAGGCUGGGUCGGAUUGCA